CCGCGAGAUGCAGGAGGUGCUCCUCGAGGAGGCUCGGCUCUCGGUGCGCUCGGAGCGCGCCGUCGACCGGGCGCACCACAAGGAGCAUGACGUCUACGUCGCCCACAAGCGCAAGACCAACUCCCAGCUCGAGCUGGACGCGCUCGUCAGGCGCUACGGCCUCGCGCUCUCCUUCUUCCAGCGCUGGCAGACGCGCGGCGUGAGCUCCAUCCGCGAGAUGACGGUCCAGCUCGCCAAGAUCGCGGGCAACCAGGCCAAGCUCGACUGGCUCCGAGAGCAGUGCGAGAUGCGGGUCAUCGGCCUGAGCUUCAACUACCAGCUGCAGUGGGGCUCGAGCAAGGACGAGGACAUCGGCACCGUCGAGGACCUGACCGGCCACCUCAAGGAGAUCCUCGAGGAGGAGCAGGAGCGGCGGGGCGCGUGCGAGCUGCCGGACCGCUGCCCCAUCCCGACCGUGCGGCGCAAGACGUUCAAGGAGCUGGGCACGCCGACCCGUCAGGCGAAGGAGAUUGCGAGCCGGGUCCAGGAGUACGGGGCGGAAGAGCUGCUGGAGCGGGCGGAGCGCGAGCGCGUGCGGCUCGAGGAGGCGGGCGAGAUCGACCGCGUGGCGGACGAGAACCCCGAGGAGGCGCCGCCCUGCGACGACUCGCUCGUGGGGGCGGAGCUGGAGAUCUGCUGGCGCUACUGGGUGCCUUACACCGACGCGAGCGGCAGGCAGCGCCGGAAGGGGGCGAAGAUGUGGUGCCUCGGCACCGUUGUGCAGAUCGCCAACGGCACGACCGACAAGCAGGAGCCCGACAAGCCAAGGUGCAAAAAGCUCGCCAAGGCCGGCGCGGCGCGCAUCCGUUGGCCGGCAGACGCCGAGCGCGACGAGCCCGAGUCGUGGUCAUGGGAGAUCCUGACCGAGGCCAACUUCAACGACGACGUGCACAUCGGCUGGAGGCUGUCGGAGGGCGAGCUGCGGAGGCGCGCCGGUGCGCGCAAGGGGCGCGCGGCCAUGUAGUGGCCCUCUAGAGGCCCGCGAUCGCGGUAGAGCGCGCGUCCGCACAGCGCAGCAGCCGGAAAGUUGCACAAUGUGUGUGUCCGUUGUGGGUGUCCCUGCGGUCGCCAGGCUGUCGCCAUUGGCUUGUGUGACUGCCCGUGGCAAGUGCUUUGCGCGGGUGUACGAAAUUAAGCCCGACGGCUUACCGCU
Messenger RNA from Emiliania huxleyi CCMP1516, 1192 nucleotides. RefSeq lists its product as hypothetical. The transcript has 3 exons. The record is from RefSeq and is a predicted model, not a curated record. Lineage: Eukaryota; Haptophyta; Isochrysidales; Noelaerhabdaceae. Bases 8 to 1003 code for a protein of 331 amino acids.